AUGAGUUGUGUGUUGUGUACAAACUUCAGAGCUCGAUCCCCUCCCUUUGUUUGAGUAGUAGUUCGUGCGCUACAUCUUCUUCUCAAUGGAUCGGUGUGAAAUCGUGCCACGGACUUGAGUCGAUCGAGACGAGCGUCGGAGCGAGGGGACACACUCUGCUCCAUGACCGCAUGCCUACUCCGAGUGGGAGAAACCCGCCAAGGGGAGCGUGCCGUGAGCAGCUCGAUGCCAGGUGAACCACGCGGCCGGGGCAUGAAGGUCUCGGAGCACCGGACGACCUUUAUGGUCACUCUGGGACUCCUGCUCUACUUCCUAUGGAUGGACGUAGCUCUGUACUAUCGAAUACAGAGUUUACCACCCCCAUCGGCACCGGAGACACCUCCCCCGAUCUCAGGAGAGAAACCUCAAGCCGGUCCACCGAGACUUUUCUCACCGUUCACGGGCCUAUCAAUAAAGAUGAUGAUGUUGGACCAAGUCAACAACUACAUACACACACCUCUAGCAAAUAUAUUCAGCAAGGUGACGAAUUUCUCUGAGGUUCUCUCGUUCAUAUCGCCGAAUAUGGUCUCGUUCGCGGGCUUCCUCUCGGCAUGCGCUGCAGCCAGAUUCGUCAUGCACGACUCGUUAUCUAUGCACCGCUUGGCUGUUUUCAUGUUCUGUUUGAGAACCUGGUUCGACGCUUUGGACGGCACGAUAGCGCGAGAGAGACGACACAUGGUCCAGUUUGUGUCUCUAAGAAAUACCUCAGGUUACGUCGUCGACGGUGUCGCCGACGCCUGCGGCUUCAGCGUUUUCCUAAUCGGUUGUUUCUUCUUCCUGAGACGGAAACUUCCUACUUGUAAAUUGUAUUUGCCAAUGUCGCAGCACGAGAAAAGUAGAGCUUCGAAUUAUAUGCCAUACUCGCCGAAGCGGAUCGCAACAGUCGUCGGUUGCUUCGGACUCCAGCUGGCCAUCAGUUGCGUCUUCUGGGACCAUUACAUCAGCGAAUAUCAUGACCUCUUGGAAGUUCGUUCGCCGCAAAUCAAUCCUCAUGAUCAGUCCGAAGUUCUCCGGUCUUCGCUCAUGUGGAUCAUCAUGUGGUUCUGGAGAGUGUCGAACGCCCACUCGUUGAUGCACUUUUUCUUGUUUUUCAUUUUCUGUGAUCACAUGUGGGACUUCCUGUUAUGGAUCCAGUAUAUCGGACUCGUCAAUAUCGGUGUACUGGUGGCCUUCACCGAACUUCAUCUCAGAAGCGUGAAGACUUAUCUGCUGUGAAGACAGCUCGAUUCAGAAACGCGCCAAACUCAUAAUAAAAUAGUAACGUCAGAGAAAGAACCAAGUCUCAUGACCCCGGACUCGAGAAAUGUAAAUAAAUCAGACAGUCGCCAUGCGACUAUGCGU
This is a messenger RNA of Galendromus occidentalis (western predatory mite), 1380 nucleotides long. RefSeq names its product Ceramide phosphoethanolamine synthase (gene Cpes). Gene Ontology annotation, molecular function: phosphotransferase activity, for other substituted phosphate groups. The record is from RefSeq and is a predicted model, not a curated record. Lineage: Eukaryota; Metazoa; Arthropoda; Arachnida; Mesostigmata; Phytoseiidae. The transcript is spliced from 6 exons. Gene Ontology annotation, cellular component: membrane. The coding region runs from base 163 to 1254 and encodes 363 amino acids. Gene Ontology annotation, biological process: phospholipid biosynthetic process.